AUGAUAAAGGAAAAUCAUGAUAUAGGGAAGACCAUUGACAAGGAAAAAGGGUAUCAGAGUGAAAUGACAGAUCCCACACCCGACGUAUCAACAACUAAUCCAGCUACUCCAAUCGUCUCUGAGCCUGAAAAUGUGGCUUCGAAAGAGCCCAGUAAGGGCGGUGAUAGUCCCCAGGUAGUGGAAAAAGACUCGACAACUACGACAAUUCUCGAGAAGACUGAACCUAAAGAGCCCAGCUUUCCUCCUGAAAAUGCUGAAAAGCUUAAGACUGCUGAAAGCCCGCAAUUGAAGGCGGAAGUUACGGUGGAUAAUGAUGAACGCAGCAGUAAGAGUAGGGAAACAUCCGAAAGGCUUCAAUCUGAUAGCGACGAAGACGCGGGCGACGACGCAGAUUCCAUUAUUGACAUUGUCUCAGAAAGUGAGGUCAACGAAGCAGCCAAGCAGCUAUUGAAUGCGAAAGCUCCGCAAAUCAAAGUGAAUUACAAGGGCGACACGUUUUUGUUGCUUGGAGAGUACGAUGGGGACAACGGCCAAGAAUGGGACAAGAAAAUGCUUAUUUGUGAAGAUACAGCAGAUUUACACCGCGGCUGUAAUGUGAUUUUUGGGCGCAUACGGGUAUUUCUUCAAAACUUGCGUGGCGGCCUGGACUUGCUUUCCCGAGAACUUCAAAUGGAGUUUCCUGAUCUUGAUCUGAGAAUGGAGGAAGAUAACAUGUACAACAAGGACAUUACAAUCAAUGACAUUGUGUCAAUCUUUAAAAUAUUGAAAGAUAAUUCGAUAAAGAAAUGUGAACCAAAUGUACCCACUUUUUUGACUAUCAAUGUCAGCACAAAAGGACGAUUUGUAUCGCGCUACAAUUCGUUGGUCGAACUAUUAAGCGACAACGCGACUUUCUCCACCAUCAGGGUCUUCAGCAACGACCAAAGCCAUCCGGUAGUGCUGGACGAUACCGAACAGCCCGAUUCUAAUAACAAGGAAGUUAUAAUCAUGUCUUCCGAUGAUGAGAAGGGGGAUCUAAAGCAGAAUACGAAGAGCAUCGAAGAAAAUGCUGCUCCUGUUGAGAAUAUUGAGAAAUCGGAUGCGAUAUUGGAGGAGCAACCUUCCGAUACUCUGAAGCGGAAAAGAGAAUCCAUUUCUGAUGGUUCAGAACCUUCCAAAAAGGACUCCCCGGACAAAGAGGUUUUUGAAAAUGAGGUUCGUGAGAAGGAGUUCCCCAAUGAUGAACUGUUGACGGAUAGCAAGGCUUAA
Molecule: messenger RNA, 1248 nt
Organism: Lachancea dasiensis
Lineage: Eukaryota; Fungi; Ascomycota; Saccharomycetes; Saccharomycetales; Saccharomycetaceae
Source: the annotation of a GenBank genome assembly